Molecule: messenger RNA, 1570 nt
Organism: Alternaria alternata
Lineage: Eukaryota; Fungi; Ascomycota; Dothideomycetes; Pleosporales; Pleosporaceae
Product: PAF acetylhydrolase family protein
Exons: 1
Coding region: 197-1339 (380 amino acids)
Molecular function (GO): 1-alkyl-2-acetylglycerophosphocholine esterase activity
Source: RefSeq, a predicted model, not a curated record
GUACCUGCUGCUAUGUCUGCUUUUGGUCAUGAUAGAGCGGUUUGAAGAGGGUCGAGCAUAUAUCUUCCACUCAAGCCGGAACUAUAGAUACCACUGCAGCACUGCUACGAAUUGAACACAGCUAGCAUUCUCUACCCUUUCCUUCCAAAUCGCAGCGAAAUCCCGCAUACCAUCUUCCUCAUCAAUCUUCGAUAUCAUGGGUCUUUGCAAUUCACUUUUACUUGUACUUCUGGCAUCUUCGCCAGGCAUUGUAUCUGCCAGAACCGUACUCCCCGUCCUCGGGUCCCACCACUACGAUGUGACGGUCGCUUCCGCAUCGCUCACAGACCAUAGUCGCUUAGAUCCAUACGCCAAUAACAGCAGUCCUCGAUCUGUCGUGGUGUCCAGCUUUCAUCCCGUCACUCAUUGUCGCCGCCGAAAAAUCGAUUCCUAUAUGCCGCCUGCUACAGCAAAUUUCAUGGAUACCAAGUUUGGCGCAUACGGUCUCCCUAACGGAAGCUUCCAAUCACUGGGUCUCGAAACGUGUGUGACUCCAGCAAGACAAGACGCUUGCUCCAGCCACUUGUUGCCCGUCGUAUUGUUCUCAGGUGCACUCGCCACGUCUCGACAUCUGUACAAUGCCAUGCUCCAGAAUAUCGCGUCUGCUGGUUAUUUGGUACUCUCUAUCGACCACCCCUACGAUGCCGACAUGGUUGAGUUCCCCGAUGGUACCAUAGUGACCGGCGUCGAGAUUGACAGCGACGCGGACAUUGAGCUUGCCCUUAGCACACGAGUCGCGGACAUUGAGUUCGUCUCUAACCAGAUUUACAACGUCUCGGCUUCGAAAGAUCUAUUUCCAACAGGUUUGCGCCGUGAAAGGGUAUCCAAAAUGGCCGUUGUUGGACAUUCCUUGGGUGGUGCAGCAGCAGCUACUGCAAUGAUGAAUAUGCCUUCUCUCAGAGGUGGAGUCAAUCUUGACGGCUCCAUGUUUGGUUCUGUGUUAACAACCGGCUUCGACGGUCUCUUCAUGCUCAUGGGCCACGAAAACAAGACACAAGAGACUGAUCCAUCCUGGAAGACUCUCUGGCCACACCUCGUUGGUUGGAAGAAGGAGUUCGAAGUCAAGAACGCUGCGCACUACAGCUUCUCAGACCUUCCCUUGGUCAUAACCGCGUUGGGUCUAGAUGGGAAAUUGCCAGCGGAGGUUGGAGAGCUUCUGGGUAAUAUCGAGGGUCGCAGAAUGACAACCCUUGUAACCGAAUAUGUUGCUACCUUCUUGGAUAUGACGUUGAAAAAAGGAAAAGAGGGCGCAUUCUCCAAAGUUGGUGAUCAAUUUCCAGAGGUGUCAGAAGUGGCUUGAGCCGCAGUUUACAGUAAUCUAUCGUUGCCAUACCUAUGGACAUAAAGAAUGGCCUUUUUGAGACAACCACGUGCCGAGAGGAUGCAAGCUGUGCAAGAUGCAGCUAUGCGACACGCCACUUACAUACUGACUCAGGUCUUAUGUGAGUGUAAGGAUGGUUGUAGCCGUUAACAACAGUACCAGGCGCAAAGGUGACGUUCUGUAUGCAACAUCAGUAGGGCUAGAUUUGGG